This is a messenger RNA of Quercus lobata, 1996 nucleotides long. RefSeq names its product pentatricopeptide repeat-containing protein At3g60050-like. The transcript has a single exon. Bases 385 to 1848 code for a protein of 487 amino acids. Lineage: Eukaryota; Viridiplantae; Streptophyta; Magnoliopsida; Fagales; Fagaceae. Gene Ontology annotation, molecular function: protein binding. The record is from RefSeq and is a predicted model, not a curated record.
CCCCAUUCCCCGUGCCACGAAGGGCAAUUUUGCUUUCUCCCCCAAAGUAGUGUUUCAUUUCCUCUCUCUCUCUCUUAUACCCAGCAAAAACCUCAGAACUCAGGUGGGACUUAGAGCCAGCUCGAAGUGACUGUAGCUUAAUUCCAAGUAAGUCCUCCGCCACAACCUUCAAUCCUGUACUUUUUUUUUUCAACGAAUCAAACUCAUAUACUUCACAAGGAAGAGCUUCACUCGAUGAACAUUUCUGAUUAUUCGAUUCAACCCCAUUUGUGUAUCUGGGUCUUUUCAAUUUAAUGGCUAUCGCUCAUUUUUUGGAGCUCUAUAUGCUAAGAAUUCUUUUCCUGUUACUGGGUUUCUUGGAUUUGUUAGCUACUUUCAACUUUCAUGAACUCUAUAUUCCUAUUUGGUCCAAGACUAGUUCACAAGUUGUCAUGUUUUUUGGUCGUUUCGAGGAAAUUGUGCGACCGGGGUUUUGAUGGGGAUAAGGUUGAUAAUGGGUUUGUAUGCAUUGAGGAAUCCUUGAAAGCAAUGUGGAAAUAUUCGGAUUCUGAUCCCAUUUUGGAUGAAAAACCCAAUACCAGUGAGGAUGGGAGUUCCAUCCGGGGACAUAUUUCGGUUAGGCAGAGUUUUUUUGAUAAUGUAAAGAGUGAUGCUAGUAGGGUUCUUGAUAUUCUUGAGCAAGAUGGGCCGGGGUUCGAUACCAAAUUGGCUCUACACGAGUUGUGUAUAAGGGUUUCGGGGCUGCUUGUGAGGGAAGUUCUGUUGGGAAUAUUGAGGAAUGUAAAUUAUGCGAAUAAAAUGCGGUGUGCAAAAUUGGGGUAUAAGUUUUUCGUGUGGUCUGGUCAGCAGGAGAAUUAUAGGCACACGGCGAACUCUUACCAUUUAAUAAUGAAGAUAUUUGCGGAUUGUGAGGAGUUUAAGGCAAUGUGGAGGCUAGUUGAUGAGAUGAUUGAGAAUGGGUUCCCAACUACAGCUCGUACAUUUAAUAUACUUAUAUGUACUUGUGGUGGGGCGGGAUUGGCUAGGAAGGUUGUGGAGAGGUUCAUUAAAUCAAAGACGUUUAACUUUAGGCCAUUCAAACAUUCAUACAAUGCGAUUCUACAUUCCCUUCUUUCGGUUAACCAGUAUAAGUUGAUUGAGUGGGUAUAUCAGCAGAUGAUAGUUGAGGGUCAUUCUCCGGAUAUUCUAACGUAUAAUGUUGUCAUGUGUGCAAAGUAUAGGUUGGGGAAGUUGGAUCAGUUUCAUAGACUGCUUGAUGAAAUGGGUAGGAGUGGUUUUUCUCCAGACUUUCAUACAUAUAAUAUUCUUCUUCAUGUCCUGGGUAAAGGUGACAAGCCACUUGCAGCUCUUAAUCUUUUGAAUCACAUGAAGGAAGUAGGUUUUGACCCUAGUGUUCUUCACUUCACCACGUUGAUAGAUGGACUUAGCAGGGCUGGAAAUUUGGAUGCCUGCAGAUAUUUUUUUAAUGAAAUGACAAAGAAUGGGUGUAUGCCAGAUGUGGUUUCUUACACUGUAAUGAUCACAGGAUAUAUUGUGGCCGGGGAGCUAGAGAAAGCUCAGGAAAUGUUUGAUGAGAUGAUAAUCAAGGGACAGCUUCCAAACGUAUUCACAUACAAUUCCAUGAUUCGUGGUUUUUGUAUGGCUGGGAAAUUUGAAGAGGCGCGUUCAAUGCUUAAGGAAAUGGAAUCUAGAGGUUGUAAUCCAAAUUUCCUCGUGUACAGUACCCUAGUGAGUAAUUUGCGAAAUGCUGGAAAGCUUUCUGAAGCUCAUGAAGUAAUAAGACAUAUGGUGGACAAGGGACAAUAUGUCCAUCUUCUCUCAAAGAUCAAGAAAUACAGGAGAUGCUAAAGUGGCAAACUAUGUAUCUGGAGAUUAUUCAUGUAACCUCAUAGCAACAUAACUUAUUCAUCCAGCUCAGUUAGACACCAUGUACCUGUUGGCAAUUUCAGCCAUAGAAGCAAAAAGAGUAAAGUUUGCACAACUUUUUUUCCCCUAA